Drosophila hydei is the source of this 1550-nucleotide messenger RNA. Its product is annotated as ubiquitin-conjugating enzyme E2 J2. The record is from RefSeq and is a predicted model, not a curated record. The transcript has 4 exons. The coding region runs from base 328 to 1203 and encodes 291 amino acids. NCBI's taxonomy places the organism in Eukaryota, Metazoa, Arthropoda, Insecta, Diptera, Drosophilidae.
CGACGUCAAGAGAAAUUUUUACAAUACUUAUUGCAAUUUUACGAGCUACAAAUAAAUUUACAUUCAAUUAUAUUAUAAUUAAGUAAUAGAGUAAGCCAAAACUAAGAUCGCACAUUAGAGAAAACAUAAAUCAAAAGCUUCGGAUAGCACAGGCCAAAGUCGAAUGCAACUUAUUUUAACACUCUGUGCUUGUGUUGUUUUCACACAUUUUCGCUGGGCAGCUGUGACCUAGCUGUAAUUGCAAUUACGAUAGCAACAACAAGGAACACACAAUUUGCGAGUUUCAUUUCAAGUAGCAGCAAUCGGGUCAAAAAUUAUUAAGCGAAAAUGUCCUCGUCGACGGCGUCCGGGUCCGCUUCCCGCAAGCAACCCACUGCCGUAUCGCGAAUGAAACAGGAUUACAUGCGCUUGAAGCGCGACCCGUUGCCGUACAUUACCGCUGAGCCGCUGCCGAACAACAUUCUGGAAUGGCACUAUUGUGUUAAAGGACCUGAGGACUCACCGUAUUAUGGAGGAUACUAUCACGGAACACUGCUCUUUCCACGGGAGUUUCCCUUCAAGCCGCCAUCUAUAUAUAUGCUAACGCCGAAUGGACGCUUCAAAACAAAUACCAGACUGUGUUUAAGCAUUUCAGACUUUCAUCCCGACACAUGGAAUCCUACUUGGUGCGUGGGUACCAUUUUGACAGGGCUUCUAAGCUUUAUGCUAGAGAGCACACCCACACUGGGCUCCAUAGAGUCUACGAGCUAUGACAAGCAGAUGUUUGCUCAGAAAUCGCUUGCAUUUAACCUGCGCAACGCAAACUUCUGUGAACUUUUUCCAGACAUUGUCAGCGAGAUAAAGUUACGCUUACAGGGUACCCAAGCAACCGGCAACGCGAGUAAGCCAGGUACCAGCUCUUCUUCACGACCGAACGGGUUGGCUAACGGCAGUGCCGUUCCGAAUGAGAACCAUAACAAAAAUGCCAGAAGUGCCAAUGGGCAACUGCCAUUGCCAACGGAUGCUAGCACCAGUGAUGGAAGAUCUGUUGCUCCAGCUGCUACCGCGGAUGUUGGCAGUGGGGGUGCUACAGCGCUCAAAAAUAGUGCACGUAAUUCCUAUUUAAAUUGGCAGUCGAUCUAUUCGAACCUGGUGAUCAUAAUCUGUUUUGCAAUAUUUGCACUCAUUGUUAAUUACGUGAUCAAGAACCUGAAUCAGGAAUAGAUUUAAAUUGUAAGCAAUCAGUACUAAAUAGCCUCUAUAUUUAUAUAUGAAUAUGUAUAUGCGUACAUGUAUCUUUAAAAUAGUUUAUUUUAAAUUAGACACUUUCCGAUCUGCUCGCAGUUGUCGUGUUUCAUACAUAUUAAAAAUCGAUUCCAAGUUUCACUCCCACAAUCCAAUGCCUCGCCCGAGAAGAGCUCAAACUAAAAAUAAAAUAAAAUGUGUGCACAGCUUAGUAUUUGCCCACACUGCUUAUCAAAAAAAAAAAAUACAAAAAGCCGUAACCAAACCUUCAUCGAAGUUAGUCUGAAUUAAUUGGCAAUAACGCAUAAAUUUUUAAAUUUCAACUU